Messenger RNA from Aspergillus bombycis, 5517 nucleotides. RefSeq lists its product as uncharacterized. NCBI's taxonomy places the organism in Eukaryota, Fungi, Ascomycota, Eurotiomycetes, Eurotiales, Aspergillaceae. The record is from RefSeq and is a predicted model, not a curated record. The transcript is spliced from 2 exons. Gene Ontology annotation, molecular function: protein binding. The coding region runs from base 1 to 5517 and encodes 1838 amino acids.
AUGAGCAACCAACCAUGGCUCGACAACCUCUCAGACGACUGGUUGCCUGUUCCAGGAACUCCUACCAGCCCGGUGCCAGCGCGAUCCGCAAGUCAUUCUCGUCGCACUAGUUUACAGAGCUUACAAGGCCUACCGAGUUCUCCUAGUCGCAUUCCUGUACCCACGCGCCGAUCGAUUGAACCCUCCCCCGCUGAGAAGAAAAAGGUAUCCCGCCCCUGCCAUUUUGUGAGGAGAGAACCACCAACCCCCAAGACGCCGCGAACCCCAAAGACCCCUUCCAAGUUACGAUCUCCCGCGCCGGACAAGACGAAGAAAACCCCGAAACCAGAUCUGCCCUCGGCGCGUAGGCAGAAAUCGGCCAUGGACUCCAGGUCACCCCUGCGAUCUGUGUCCAAUGCAUCCACGCAAUCCGGCCAACAAAGCACAGUGCAGGUGAAACCGAAGAAGGGCAAAACCAAAGAGGGUACGCCCGAAUGGCGGAAAAGGCUGGUUCGGGGUGAGAUACCCGCGGGAGAGCAGCGUGAUUUGUUCGCUCCUAUCGGCCUAGAAGGUGUUUUCAAACCUCCGACACCAGGAUCUGAAAAGACACAGCAUGAGGCGAUUCCGAUGAUGAAACAAAGAGACGAUUUGUGGGAUUUCGGUAAUCCUUCGAAUAAAGACCCCUCUACAAGCCCACGGCGGUCAUCGCAGGCACAGGACGCCGGCGAGAACGAUGCUGCAAAUAUGUCAAAUGAGGAAGAUAGGCCACCAGGGCUUAGUUCUCAGUUACAACUGAAUGCGAAGCCCAGCGACAGUCCGGAAGGAUCGCCCAAUGCAACAUUGGAAAUACCAAAAGAUCCCGAGGAACCUCCCUCAAACUUCAAUGACAGCUCAUUUGUUACCCAGGACGAUACCCAGAUGAGGUCUGCCACUGGACUAGAGGACCUUCGCAACGAGGGCAUCACGCCUAUCACCUUUUCACGCACCAACACAGUGGAAGGUAACGCUACGUCAGAGGUCAUACGGUCAGCAUUGAAGCAAGUCACAAACAAGCUUCAGAAGCUCUCUCUACCUCCUUAUGAGCGCCCCGAUUCAAGGGCAAGUGACAGUAUUUUAUUGAAUCAACACACCGAAUUUACUAUCGAUCUACCCCCGGAAGAAGACAUCUUCGAUGUUACGAGUCAUUCACUACCUCAGGAUCUCUCUAUGGGGACUUUAGAUUAUCGAGGCCGUGGGCCUUUCGGGAACUUGCGCCGAGAGCAGUAUCCAAACGAGAGCUCCUUUCACAAGCAUCAACUCUCUCCACCAACCUUCACCUCCCAGCGAUUAUCUCCUUUCUUUGCCGCCAACUCGAGGAUUCGAAGUUCGCCACCUUUCUAUAAUCGGACAAAUCCCAUACUUGACCCACCCACGCUGCCUAGACCGUCGUCAGCUCAUGUAGAGGCCCCGCUACUUGGGGAUGAUAAAAAUGAAGGCAUGCCCUCUCCAGGAAGCCCCUUGAAGCUCUUUGGAAACCAUGAUACUUUCACAAACAACAGGCUUCUACGACGGAUGAGCCAGUUCGAAGAAACCUUUGGCGAUUUAUCAGAAGAAGACGAGCCUGCCUCGCCCUCAGAAGAAGCUCGACGGAAGGGCGAGAGCCGAAGUUUCUUAAGCGCAAGGCACGAUAUGCCGGGUGAAAGUUCUAUCAGAAGGAUCGAACGGCCGCGAUCACGGAAUACAGCAAAUUCUCGCCUGAGUCGGUUCGGUGAUGGCCAAUUAGAUAACUUCGACUUCGCAGACACGAGUCCUUACGAGCCAAAGCUGCUAAGUAGCGACGCCCUUGAUGGAGAGCUCCGUCCUUUGUCGCGGCGACGACGGUAUUUGCGACGUCCCUCGCAAAGAGAGUCAAGCCGUCGUUCAGAGCCUAACAGUCAUAACUCGACGGGCAAGUCCUCAAACAUCGACCGUGAAUUCAAUGCGUCAAAAUACCAAGAUCCGAUUGCACUAGAAAAUCCUGAACAAGUAGAGCCGGAGUGGAAUCCCGGCAGUCCUGCCAAAGACCCAAACCCAAAGAGACGCAGAACAUUUCUGCGAUCUCACAUCAUAGCAGGGGAGGAUCAGGAAGAAGCAGUACUGUCCAACCAGCCAAUUGACAAUUUGUCGUUGUUACAGAGAAGCCUUAUGCAACACGGUCUGCGAUAUGACAAUGACAGCCUGCUUCGGCCCCAGUCAUCCGAUCGCCCAAGGACGCCAACACCAAGCCAAACAAGAGGCUCUACAAGGAAAAGAUCUUCACCAAGUAAAAAUGAACCUGAUGUUGUGUACAAUGAUGAGAACUCUCCGCUGGAGACGAAUGUGCCGGUGGUCAAAGUUACUGGUGUUCAUGAAGAAAUUCGCAAGGGAUCAAUCACCACUCAGGAUUUCCUUAACGAAGCAACAAAGAUCAUGGACAUUAUCAGAUCAAAAGGCCGGAAUGUAGGUGGCUUGUCGAGUGUAGAAGAGUCCGAGGCAGAAGAUAAAAACGAAAGUGAAAGUUACGAAGAUGAAUCUACUCGGGAGGAGUUCUCGCGUCCCCCGAGUCGCGAGGGAGUGGAUAUGCGGAAAUUGCGAGAGCAAAAAGAGACAAACCCUCGAGUUCUAAGCCACCUAAAGAAGUUCCAAGAACAGGAUGACUUGGAGCUGGGGGAUAACGCCUCCGUCACCUCGCUGAGUUUCGAUAAUCAACAAGAUUCGCCUUCUCGAGUGGAUAACGACGAAGAAUACGUCGAGCAAGAUGAUGGAGCUGCGAUAAACCAGAAAUCUGAGAAAAUACAACGGGAAGAUGACGUAUUUGAGCAGCGCCAACGCAAAUCAUCCGCACCUACUUCUGGUGAAGAUGACGAUCUGCCCGGUCUCUUGACCUUUAACACGCAAAUAUCGGCUAAAAGCCUUAGUGCACGCUCGGUGCCUACCGGGUCUUCACAAAGUUCGCACGCUAAAGGUGUCCUAUCGUCCGACAUAGUUUCUCAUUUGAUUCCAGAACAGGUGAACGGCCUGACUUAUGACCGCCACAGGCAUCAGUGGAUAAAGGAAAGGUCCGAAAUUUCUUUCGAAAAGCCCAAAGGCGAAGAUAGUGAGGAUGAUCCAUUUAGAGAUAUACCUGACCUUAGUGUUGACGAAUUACAAGAAAUGAUGAGGAUGCAAAACUCGCCUUCCUCCGAACGGACGGGAGACUCUGUUCUGCCAGAAGAUGCCAAUGACCAAAGUCCGCUGAGUCGGAAGACCGGCUCUCCCAGUUCAGUGGUUCGGCCGGGAACCAAGGAUGGUGAGCCGUCUGUUGCUGUCAGUUCUUUGCAGCCUAAAACGGCUCGAUCCACCUCUAGUAUUCCGCAUUCAGCGACUAGAGUGACCUCAUGGGGCUCUGAAGCUCAAGGCAAUAGAGCAUCCUCCAGCGAGGUUGAACACGAAAUCCAGCUUCAUGAGGGUCACUUAUCGAAGCCACCAAAGCGCCAAAAGGACGGGAAACAACAAGCUCGUGUGGUCACAAUCAGUUUCUCAUCGCCCCUUGUUUCACAAAUCGCAUAUAGCGACGAUGAAAGUCCGUCAAAGCUCCGCAGAGCCGGUCAAGAGACUGAAACGGCCACUAAUCACACAUAUACCUCCGAGCCAGCCUCCUAUCGCCAUGCUAUAUCUAGAAUAGACGAGGCAAAUGAAGAGCAAGGUGAUGGUCUGAGUUUAGUCCGACAGGGCAAUGAUGCUGUAUCCACGCCGCUUAAGGGUCAUCCCGAAAACUCGCUUAUGUGCCUCCGUGAUAUGGACCAUGACACGAACUAUAGCUUCCAUUUAAGUCCUUUGCCUGACUUUACCGUCCACCAAAUUGACCAUUCUCUACAACUAGAACUUAGCUAUGUGGCUCAGCGCACUCACCCCAGAUCUUUGCGUCAGGUGCAUGGGACAUUUGCUCUGGCAACUGAAGAGUUAGUGAAGCAUAUUACGGAAGUCGAACCUUUUGAGCCUUAUUGGGAGCAUGUUCGACGUUUGGUCCUUCGCCAUAAAGGCUUGAUUACUCUUCACAAACUUUGCGACUUUUGUCCUCGACUUGAAGAUUUGGAUGUCUCUAACAACAAUAUUGGACAGUUGAGUGGAGUGCCUCCGACUCUGAGGACUCUGAGAAUAUCGCAUAACUGCCUCUCCAGUCUAACAGCCUGGGGCCACUUAGUGAACCUACAAUAUCUGGAUAUUUCUGGUAACGAGCUGGAGAGCCUAGAUGGAUUCGGUAGUCUAAUUCAUCUGAGGGAACUAAAAGCCGAGGACAACAACAUCCGAAACAUUGAUGGCAUUUUCGAAUUGGACGGACUUUUAAGCCUGAAGUUGCGGAACAAUACCUUGACAACUGUCGAUUUUGAAGACUCAGAGCUGGUUCGUUUGGAAGAGUUAGAUCUCAGCCAUAACCAACUGAUGUCAAUACAAAAUAUCGAGUCGCUUUCAGCAUUGUCAAAGCUCGACCUUAGUUUCAAUCAGCUGGCUAGAGUAGCUCCAUCGUCACCUCUGCCAUACUUAUCAUCCUUACGACUCUCCAGUAAUCAACUGCAUAGCCUGGAUGUUACAGCUUUCCCGUCGCUUACCCUUCUCUACCUCGACCACAACUAUCUUUUCACAGUGUCCGGACUUGAGCAAUGUGCAGGCUUGGACGUCUUCUCUGCACGAGAGCAGAUGAAUACAGGUGACCACAAUGGUGGGUUUUUUGACGUGGACCUGGGUUUGGUCAAAGACGUUCGGAAAGUUUUCCUAUCUUGUAAUAAGCUGUCUCUGCAGUGCCUGUCUCCGUCCAGCCCUCUUUCGGGCUUGCAACUGCUCGAUGUUGCAUCUUGCAGUAUCCAAAGCCUCCCCGCGGACUUUGGUCUCAAUUUUCCAAACGUCAGGGUUCUCAACUUGAACUUCAACUCCCUGGCUGACAUCAAUGAACUGGCAGGAUUGAACUGCCUUUCUCGCCUGACCAUUGCUAGCAACUGCAUUAUUCGGUUGAGGAGGUUGUGUCAAGUCUUGAGUCGGAUAGGAAGAACCAACAAGAAUAAGGUUUCUACCCUUCAAAAGGUAGAUGUAAGAGGCAACCCACUUACAGUCCGAUUUUAUCCCCCGGCUGUCACUGGAAGCGGCAGAGCCGGAGACGCAAAGGAUUUGAAGGUAGAAGAUGAGCCCAGCCAACGUGAGCAAGUUGGGUUAGAUAUCCAAUCUGUGCUUGCUGAAUUUGGACACGCUGAGGAGUUAGAGCGUUCGGUUGUUGAUGAAAAGGAUGAUGAAGAUAUCCCUGAGAAAGAUAUUGAAAUCAACGACCCAUACACUUUGCCGCCAGCGAACCCCCAGGCCGACCAGAAAUAUUUGUCCCACUUAGAUGAGCCGACACGGCUUCGACGCAGAAUAUUUGAGCUGAUGCUGUAUGCGGGAACAGGCGGCUCCCUCAAAGUUUUGGAUGGAUUGCAGUUGCGUCCCACGCUCGAACCAGGCUCCGACAUGGAUCACGCUUGGAAGAGGCUUGAGAAACUUGGAGUACUAAAAAGAAAAGCUCUUACCGGAUGA